Messenger RNA from Mucor velutinosus, 2130 nucleotides. RefSeq lists its product as uncharacterized. The transcript is spliced from 10 exons. The coding region runs from base 1 to 2130 and encodes 709 amino acids. Gene Ontology annotation, molecular function: hydrolase activity, acting on ester bonds. The record is from RefSeq and is a predicted model, not a curated record. Lineage: Eukaryota; Fungi; Mucoromycota; Mucoromycetes; Mucorales; Mucoraceae.
AUGUCGGCUACAUCCAAAGAAAACCAAGAAUCUGAUAAAGAGGGUCCAUUGCUUCAAUCUGAGUCACCCGAUCCUACGCUCAUACAGGCUGUUGUCUUGAAACCCGAAAGCGACUAUCAUACUCAGCAAUGGAAGAACGGCUUGGGUACCACGGACGAAAUAGCGAUUUAUCCACCUGAUAAGAAUUUCAUCAAGGAUGAGUUUUUUUGGCGAUUUAGUACAAACACAAUGCAUGCCAACUGUAGCUACUCGCUAUUUCCUGGUUAUGAGUGUACGACCGUAAUCUUGCCCACAGACGAUGACAAGAAAUCCAAUGCCUGCUUUUCAUUGUUGCAUCAAGGAGGAGAAACCUUGACCAAGAUUCAACCUUUAUUCCCGUACUCAUGGCAGGGAGAAUGGGCCACUACAUGCAAAUUGUCAAAUUCGCCUGUUUCAUGCUUGCAAUUCAUGCUUCGACGUGAGCUGGGCAAAGCGCAGGUUAGAGUUGAAAAGAUUGGCUCCUUUGAGACAGAUCUUCAAGGCGAUGUAGACUCUGGAAAGAACAUGCUGUUUGGCGCGUUUGCUCUUGUCUACGUAGUCGAGGGUUUCAUCAGUGUCAUUUUGGAUGAAAAUCAUGAGCUCAAUCAAAAGUUUGAGCUAAAGAAGGGAGAAACCCUGUUUGUAGAACGCGAUGAAGACGCAAGCCCAACCAGUAUUCUACUGAAUGCAACAAAUCAGGCAGGACAAUCUGCCUAUGUUGGCGUUGAGGCCACUGUCGUCGUUAUUCAGAUCGAGGAAGGCAAGACAUUCGGCGGUAUCAUGCAGGGGCAACCACAACCUCAAGGUGCUACUGCCACUGCUCCUCCAGAAGAAGAGACGCCCCCACAGCGAUUCAACAACAAUAAAGGCAUUGUGCCCAGCCAAAGACGUCCUUCCCAUCGUCGUCCUAGCCUGCUUGUACCCAUAGAACAGGAGGACAACUUCAUCAAAGCACCCUCUGCGCAAUCACCUACUUUAGAGUUGGAAAACAAAGUGCACGUCAUGGAUGUAUCUGACCAGCAGCCAAAGCGAAUGAGGCUGGAACGUCGUGAUAGCCUUAUCAACAUGGAAUCUUUUGAUCCCAAUGCUAUUUAUGAGCCACCCGCGUUUGCAUUGAUUCACAAAGAUACCGACAUGCCACCGCCUGUAACUCGAGAUAAACUAGAAGUGGAUGAGUUCCCGUUGAACACAAUUAGCACUGCCUGGAUCAAGAUGAUGACACAGGGCCUUAGCGAGUGGUUGAAACUCCCAAUCAUUGUUUGUCGUGGGACAGAAGAUGGAGUCAUCUCUCAAAUCGAUGUCAACAAACUAAAAGGCACGGUGGUUGCUGUGCCCUGUGUCAAUGUAUGGGGCUUCCUCAAGUUUAAGCGCGAGUUUGCAGAUGGACGAGAUCUCAACCGGCAGUUUCCGGGUAAAAACGAUGGCUAUGCAAGCCAAGUGUUCUGCGACCACUUGAUGAACAAGAUCAUCUCUCAGUUCAAUUACAUGGUUGAUUUGCAUACUGCGAGUUUUGGCAGAAUCAACUCGUACUAUGUUCGAGCAGACAUGAAUGAUCCCUUGGGCGCCAAAAUGGCAAAGUUACAGCAGCCACAGAUUUUAUUACAUAAUUCUGGGCAAGAUGGCACGUUACGAUCAGCUGCAGCAGCACGCGGUAUCAAAGCCAUCACAGUUGAAAUAGGUAACCCGCAAACAUUUCAAGAUCGCUAUAUCCAAUGGUCUUUUAUGGGAGUCAUGCGAAUCUUGGAUCACUUUGAUAUGUAUGAUUUGAAAAACAUCAACAUGACUGAAAUCAAUACACUGGCAAAUGAGGAAAACUUGAACGGACCGCCUCACACUGUCUUGUGUUCAAGAGGAUUUUGGCUCUACACAAAAACUGGCGGUCUCUUGGAAGUAUAUCCAAGUGUGAAUAAGCUCGUCCAGAAGGGAGAGAUUAUUGCUCGCAUUAAAAACAUGUUUGGUAAUGUCAUUGAUGAGUACUUUUCUCCCUGCACAGGUGUAGUUAUAGGACGCAGCUCAAACCCAGUGGCUAUGGCUGGUGAUCGCAUUGUUCAUAUGGGCGUCGUCAAGAGAAAAGGUGAAGCACUAGCCAAAGCAGCCAAGGAAAAUUAUUAA